AUGUUGACUCUGAUUUGGAUUAUUCUGACCACAAAUCUUUUGUGUGUCCAUGGGACAAAUUUAAUGCACAUUGCCUGUGAUGACAAGGUCGUGGAGAAGUUGUCUCGACUGGCCACCACGUACAUAAAUGAUGACCGAAAAACAGGUUACAAAUUUGCCCUUAAUAGAAUCUCAAACGUCCAGGCACAUCCACAGGUUCCAGCGGGAAAAGUCUAUUAUUUGGAUUUAGAUGUUCUAGAGACCAAGUGUCAUGUCCUGAGUGCAAAAUCAUGGAAGAAAUGUCCUAUACGACCUUUUAUGGAAACACAAAUCUCUGGAAACUGUAACACUACGGUACUGCAUUCACCUGAGGGCUUCUCUUACCUUUACAGCUAUGACUGCACGCUGUUCCCAGACCCUCCAGAGAAGUUAAAGUUGACCUGUCCAGACUGCCCUCUGCUGCUGCCUGUGGACAGUGAGGAAGCCAUGUCGACUGCUCGGACGACCCUCAUUAAAUAUAACAGACAAAGCACACUUCCUGUCAGUUUCACUGUGGACACUAUUACCCGAGCAGCCCAUCAGGUUACAAUGGAUGCCAAAUAA
Triplophysa rosa is the source of this 582-nucleotide messenger RNA. RefSeq lists its product as uncharacterized. Lineage: Eukaryota; Metazoa; Chordata; Actinopteri; Cypriniformes; Nemacheilidae. Bases 1 to 582 code for a protein of 193 amino acids. Gene Ontology annotation, cellular component: extracellular region. Gene Ontology annotation, molecular function: cysteine-type endopeptidase inhibitor activity. The record is from RefSeq and is a predicted model, not a curated record. Gene Ontology annotation, biological process: negative regulation of endopeptidase activity. The transcript is spliced from 4 exons.